AUGGCUGGUCUAGUCAGGCCCCCUCAAAGAUUCACUCACGAAGAGUGGACAUAUAGCAAUAAUCUAAAGUAUAGAAGUGCAGAGAAAGAGCGAGAAAUUUCUCAAGGGUUACAAAACGAGUGCGACAGAUUCAUUGAAGAAACUGCUAAACGCACUGAGAGAACACUUAAAGACGUCGAAAAAAAAUUUGACCAAAGAAUUAAGGAUAUACAAUACUGGAAGUCGGAAGUUAAUAAAAAGCUGCAGGAUGUGACGGAAGAAACUGAUGUAUUGGAUGAAUAUUUCAUAAGACUGAAAAAAACUCUUGAAGCCACGGAAGAGCCUCUUCAUAUUGCACAACAAUGUUUGCUUAGUCGUGAGAAAAGAACAGGAAUCGAUCUCGUUCAUGAUGACGCACAGAAAGAACUUAUUAAAGAGGUGGAGGUUUUUAAAGGUGCACAAGGAGUUCUGCAGAAGGCUAUCGAACAAGCAAAGGAACAACUCAGAUUAAAUCGUAAGGCGAUUUACAAUCUGAAGAGAGAUUCUUCUGACAAGCUUGAAGCACAACGUAUUGAUGAAUACGCGUUAAGUUUGAAGCCGACUGAUGAAUCAUUACCUGGAUUUGAUCGCUUGCCGAAAAUGGAUGCCAAAUCAUUUACACAAGAAGAAUGGCAGAAUUUUUCAACUGCAUCAAUUGAAGCCGGGAUAAACACAACAAAUCGUGCCUUAAAGAAACGAAUAAGUGAAACUCGAAGUUCUAAAGCUAAGCUGGAAGAACACUUAAGCGCUGUUAUUAAAGAAAUUUCUAAUGUUGAAGACACUUUAUAUGAAUUGGAUAAAGCCAUUAAAGACAAGGAUGGAGCUCUUCGUUUGGCGGGAACACGUUUAGGCAUACGUAAAGAAAGACCAAAUAUUGAAUUGUGUCGUGAUCCAGCUAACUAUCGAUUAACUCAAGAAGUUGAUGAAAUAAAUCGUGAUAUUGAACAACUGAAACAACGAUUAUAUGCAGCACAUGCUUCCUUGAAAGGAUUAUGUCGACGUCAGUUGGAUUUAGAAGAAGAGAUACAAAUUAAAGCAGCAACAUUAUUCAUUGAUGAAGUACAGUGUAUGGGUAUACGAGAGAGUAUUAAUUUUAGUGCAUUCUAA
Messenger RNA from Trichobilharzia regenti, 1125 nucleotides. The record is from the annotation of a GenBank genome assembly. NCBI's taxonomy places the organism in Eukaryota, Metazoa, Platyhelminthes, Trematoda, Strigeidida, Schistosomatidae.